GUUUAAGCCGAUCUCUGGGGUAAGCCGUUGGGCAGUCGCCAAGACCUAGAGAGAAAAACAACGGCGCGUUCUGAGGUUGUGUUKAUAGUGUACCCGCUUGAUUCAUCAGUAAAGAGAAGGAUUUCACUGAUUUAUAACGACUGUUGGGAUAACUUGUGUUAAGCGCGUUGAACGCGUUCUCGGAUCUACGAUGUUCAAACGCUUUCACAAGAACAGAAAAUCGACCCGUCCAGAAAUUUCGAGUCCGACAAACUUCGAACACCGUUUUCACACUGGAUUCGAUAGGUCUGGGAAAAAAUUCGUUGGUCUUCCUCCGCAAUGGGAGGCUGUCUUAGGAAUGAAAGAUCCCAAAAGACCUCCACCUUUAGUAGAUCCAGAUGCAAUUACAGAAGUAUCGCCACUCAGGAGGUCCGAAGUGAAUAUGAUAAACACUCAAAGACGUAAUCCACAGUUUAAUAAAGUAUUUUCAGUUAGCCGUUCGAAUUCUUUACGGGACUCGUUUCGCGGUUCUUCUUCCUCGAGGCCUGUAAUACACUCAAGACCAUCACAUCCGAGAAUCGAUGAAUCUUCAGAAUCACCUGAACGCUAUCCUGGAAGGCAUCAUCGUCCAGGACGAGAAAGAUCUCGACGAAGCCAUCACGAUGACUUUGAAGGGCAACCUCGCUAUCCACAAAACGGAUACUACGACGAAUCAUUACAACACCGUCUACAUCCUGCAGCUCAAAGAGAGAGCUCUGAUUAUGGAUCUGCAAGCACGGAUUCUGCUGGUGAAAACUCCGAUGACAUUAGAAAUAGUAAAACUCGUCUGAUGUUCUCAGAUACUGCCGUUACACAUGACCAGUUUAGAAAAGCUCUAGAAUUAGUGGUUACUUCGGUGGGAACUCCUGAAAAUUUAGAAAACUUUAUGAAAAUAGGCGAGGGAUCAACUGGUGUUGUUUGUCUUGCACGAGACAGAAGGACAGGACGUCAAGUCGCUGUGAAAAAGAUGGAGUUGAAAAAACAACAACGAAGAGAAUUAUUGUUCAACGAGUUGUCUGAGGAGCAAGUGGCAUGUGUGUGCAGAUCAGUGCUAAAGGCUUUGACCUUCCUACACUCUCAAGGUGUCAUCCAUAGGGACAUUAAGAGUGACAGUAUUCUGCUAACGUCACGUGGCACUGUUAAGUUAUCAGAUUUUGGAUUCUGUGCUCAAAUAACAGAGGACAUGCAAAGACGAAAAUCAUUGGUAGGGACACCUUACUGGAUGGCCCCAGAAGUAAUUGCUAGGAAACCAUAUGGAACAGAGGCKGAUAUCUGGUCUCUUGGUAUUAUGGUACUGGAAAUGUUAGAUGGGGAGCCACCAUACUUCAAUGAACCUCCUUUACAAGCCAUGAGAAAACUAAGGGACGCAGAUCCCCCUUCAUCAAGAAAGCAUAUGCAGUUGUCUCCACGUAUUAUAUCGUUUCUACGCCAUGCUCUCAUCCACGACCCCAUUCAGCGAGCCACAGCCUUCGAACUGCUCAACCACCCUUUUAUUCGUAAUGUUAGCAGCUCGUCUUCCAUGGCCGAUGUGAUGAAGAGUUAUCGACACAGUGUAUGCUGAAUGUUCGAGAAUAAGUCGAAACACCUCUGGAGUAGAGUAUGUAUUGACCUAACUGACCAAAUGGGCGAUCUCUUUUGAUGGCGUUGUUGACUGACAUUUUCCUUCGAUAGCAUAAACAAACUUUCUUCAAGCUAGUAACAAUAAGAGUUCGUUGAAUCAGAAGUCAUGGAUGUUUUGUUUAUUAGUAACUACUGAAAAAUUGAGAACGUUUGGUACAACUGGGAAAUUUGCUCUUUUUUUCAAGACUACGAAAAAGAAGUUACAAAUAAAUGCAAAUGUACGACUGCUGYGUGACAACUUCUGUCUAACAGGCAUCACAGACAUUCAUAAACAUUGCAAAUUUUAUUGUUUUUAAACUCUGAUAUUUUUUAAAAAAUUCAAGGUAUUUCUCGCGAACGUUUAUUGUUUAAAAUGUACGGUAUAUUCUCUAUUGGGUUAUYGACUCAUGCAGUUGUUGCUUUGAAGUUUUGUUUAUGCUCUAUGAAGGGAAAAAAACAUGAAUAUUCCGUUAGACUGGCAGGUCAUCCCAGGUCGUCUCACUAACGAUACCUUGAUAGUUUUAGUUGGCCUUUUCAAAGCCAGAAUAUAUAUUUUUAAAUAACAAUAAUGAAGCUGCCAAGUUAUUGAUAUACCUGUCUGGCCACAGGUAGCCCAAGCCACAAAAUACGAGUAUGUAAAUAUUGGAAGUUCAUCAAUUAUCUUUGGGUAUUUCAAUAUUUUCAUUUUAGAGAAAAAUAUAUAUGUAUUUUAAAAGGCUAUUUCUUAUGCUAUAUUGAUGUAAUCUUGGGCAGAUAUACCUUAGCCUCACAUGGGAUCUUUUGUUUACACCUGCACACAAUUGAGGCUAAGGGCACAUCAACAUUUACGAAAUUGCAUUUGCUCACGGACAUGAAUAUCUUAAUGUUUAUUUGGGGGGCGGGGUCAAUUCUGAUCUACCUUGUCAACGCAAUGCCGGCGGAGGCCAAAAUCCAAAUUCUAAUUGUGAUGGUGUUGGAUUAGUUCUAUGGUCAUAGAUUAUUGUCUGUUUAUUCUUGAUAAUUGGUGAUAGUCAUUACCAAUAGAUCUUAUUCCUCUUGGUACAAUGUUUCUUUAUUGCACACCACAUGUCAUUCUCUUSAGAGAAUUUUUUUUAAACACCUUGAUGUUCUUGUCACGUGAAUGCCACGUGUUCUUUCUGUAAUGGGAAAACAUUGCACCAAAAUGAAUAAUGUCUAAUMGCAUAUGCACCAUCACGUGAUGACAGCCAUGGCAGGAGGCAGGAACAGUUGAAUCUGGUCUAAUCUGAAUUAAAUGAGAARAAAAUCACUUUCCCAGGGCAAAGAGGCUCCGUUAUUGUGCUCCUGCGAUAGCUACCAUCACGUGAUGGUGUAAAGCCUCUAUAGGCAGUUGCGCCAACAGGUUUAAUACGUGACCCUACUCUCCUUAUAAGGGCAAUACAAUUUUCAUAUAUUUCCUUGGUUUUGCUGGACCUAUGUUCUAAAGUUCUCAGUGUCGUACGGUGAAAUGGAAGUUUCAGUUCCAGUCUAGGAAGCCUGUUAGGAAGAUUAGACGGGCGAAAAACGGCUAAUAUCAUGUACUAUCUCCUUGUUAUACGAGGAAAAAAUAUUUAAAACAUAUAGACCAAGGAAAAAUAUAAUUGUAGAUAAAACAUCCUUAAAUAAGGAUGUUCAUGCACGCGCAAGAUAUUUUUUUACCACACGUGAAUUUUUAGUCAAAAAUCUAGAAUCAAGAAUCCAGAAUUAUACAAAAUGAAAAAAGGACUGUGUCUGACUUAUAUAUAAAUAUAUAUUUCAUAUCAUUAAGGAAAUAUUUACACAYAUUGAUUUUUAUCGUUUUCAGUGUAAAGACACAAAUAGACCACGUUUGAGGUUUGAAAAUUCUCGCUUGAAGUCGAGCCUUCMGUAAAUUUAAUAGUACUUCAUGUAGUUUCAGAAAUAUGAUUACCUUGAUUUAGUUUCUUUUAAAAAUACAGAAAAGUAUGAUACUUGACGUUURUUUUCAAUUUUCUUAACUUUUGGUUGAAUUGCUGGUUAGGUUAACAACACAACAACGUUACCAUAGAAACCACAGCGCUAUGUGAAUUUGGUUUUUUUUCGUACAUAAUUUGUUAGUGGAAGUCUCUAUUUCGUCCCAUAAACUUGAUAUAUAAAACUUGUUCUAUUUGAGACCCACCUGGUUGGAAGUAUAAAUGAUCAAUGUGUUGAUCAGUUAUUUUUUGCUCUAGUCCAUCCAUUUUUGUGUUCUUUCCUGAGGUGUAUGGUUUUCUGUACGAAAAUAUUCUUUUCAAACAAUAGUUUUUCAGUAUAUUUAAUUUUUUGGCAUUUGGCAAUCGUGUGUAUGGUCACCGUCUCUUCCCCUCUGUAAUGGGGGAAUCGACCGUGCAGAGAAUACGUUUAAUAGACCCCUUAUGUGACGUCAAAGCAGYACAAUUUAGAUGGACAAGAAUAUCAAUUUCAUGAGAAUUGAAAACCCCAAUUGUGAUGUCCUCCGAAUUGAGCUGCAUUCCGACGUGCUGCAAGGGGUCUAUAGAAUUAUGUAGCAUUUUGUAUAUCAGCGUAGUGAUAGCAUUUUUCGUAAAUUAACACCGAAUUGCUUAUUUACUUCAUUUUUUUGURUUGUUAAAAAUGGAGUUAUUUGUAGAUACAUUGUUUAGAGAGAAAAACGAUAUUCUGCGCAUGUUCGGUGUUUGGCGGGAAAAUGGCAGACGCGUCGUUCUAUGCCCAUCGUCAGAUUCCUUGCAGGCGCAGUCGUUUGUCAACUAUGUCUAUCAGUGUCAUAACAGGGUAGCUUGUUGUCUCCUGGGUUCUAACCUGAGGCUCUCCAUCCAUGUAGUGCCUCUUGGGAUAACGAAACUUACGACUAAAAGCCACUAGAGCCAAAGAGUCUCUAGCUAAGGCAAUUGGUACUAAUUUAUUCAACACAAGAAAUGGGCAAGGGAUUCUGGUAGUGAUAGCAAAUGACGCUAUUACGUAAACGGAUUUCUUGUGUUAUAGAUCACAUAUAAGUUCAAGGCUCUUAUGUUAAUGGCUUAUAAAUCCACUAAAAGAGUGUUUUGGGUGUGUAUUGGUUACGAAUGUAUAACAGAUUUCAGUCAAAUCCAACCAGUGGUCUAUCAUCAAUGCUGCGUUCUGAUUGGAUGAGCUAUUACUAGGCUAUAAGUUAUAUCCUACUAGUAACGAAAAACUUGUUUGCUUCUGUAAAGCGUUUUAACUCAGUCCCUAGUAUUAACUGACAAUAGAGAUAGCAACCAUAUUGAUGUACCUAACAAAAGAAACUAAUAACAAAGUUAUUGUCAAAGGCACACCAAUAUGGCGGCUGUGGCGUUAUGUGAAAACGUGAAAACGCUUUAUAUGUUUAACCGACUAGKUGAAUUUGACUAAAACAAUUAGUCCUCUUGCCGUCAUGGCCUAUGASUCUAGCCCAUUAGGCUUUAAUUCGGCUAUAAUUGCUAAGUAGCCUGUAGUCUUGACUGCUUGCUUAUAUUGUAUGAUCUCGCUAGUUCGAGGAACAUUUAUUUUGYAAUAAAAUGAAGAUGUAAAUAAAAGACGAAUAUACAUUGCACAA
Molecule: messenger RNA, 5143 nt
Organism: Actinia tenebrosa (Australian red waratah sea anemone)
Lineage: Eukaryota; Metazoa; Cnidaria; Anthozoa; Actiniaria; Actiniidae
Product: serine/threonine-protein kinase PAK 4
Biological process (GO): protein phosphorylation
Molecular function (GO): protein serine/threonine kinase activity; ATP binding
Source: RefSeq, a predicted model, not a curated record